AAAGACUUAUUGUUCUAAUUGAAAUUUGAUGUUACUUAUGUUACGUACUUGUGGCUAAUAUUGACGUUCAAUUAAAUCAAGGUUAAUGCCCUCUACCUUCCUACAAUCAUAGAUUUUACCGCAUAACAAUACGAGUGUUUAUUAGGUAAUUAUGUACAUCACUUGAAUAUUAAACAAUGGUGGAAAAUAUUUCGAUAUAAAACUUAAGUUUAACAUUAAUUAACGGUUUUGUACUAUGACUUAAAUUUAAUUUACACUUUCGAAACGGUUUUUCCGUUUAUUUGUCACUGGUUCUCCUAGCAUUGUAGAUAAGUCAGUCCUAUCAUUACUUUGGUAUGAGAUGAAUAUAUUAUAUUUAAGAUUGAAAAUUCGUUUAAGUAACGAAAUAGGCGUCGUUUUAAAUUAUAAGUAAAAACUUUCACGACAUUUUCAUUUAAGAAUUUAUUUAAGUAACAAUUCCUAUUCUAGAACAGCUUGACAAUUAUGGAAAUUUGUUUCGUAACAUUUGUUAAGAAGUGUCCAAAAUAGGAAAGUUAAGACAAAAUUUUCUUCCAUUAAAUUAUGCGUAAACUUAACGCAUAAUUUAACACUAAGCAUGCUAAUUAUUUCUAACCGAAAAGUGAUUAAUGAGGCGAUAAACGUGCCUCAUAAUCUGAUCACUUAAUCAGAGACACGCAAGAAAUGGAGACAUCAAUUAAAUUGAACUUUAAAAUAAGCGAAGGGUUCCAAUGAAAAACGGAUCAAUUUGUAGCACGGACUUUCCCAAGUGCUACGGGCUACGAACAUGCCAUUCUGCAAAUGUUUAGUGUUCGGCAGUAUUACCGCUCGGCGGCCCGGUCAGUACCGCGCAAGCUUUCAUAGGGAGCGCUCACGUCGCUCGUUCCCUCAAUUUUACGCGCGUAUUUACGCACGCUGCCAUUCAACCUUAAAUCCAAUUAAAAAUACUAUGUGUGAGUGACCGUUAAAUGCGUAUAAUGAGAUAAUCGAUAAUAAAGUAUUUGGUAGUUGACAAUGUGUGCGGAGGAUGUGAUUUUGGAAAAAUGUUGAGGGCGUCCCGCGCGCGAUGUUUGCUCGUAGGAUUGCUGUGGUUCAUGUUGUGUCUGGGCGAUGUGGAUGGACUUAUAGAAAUAGUGGAAGAGCAACAAUGUCACGACAACGAGUUCCGGCUCACCUGUCGCGACCUCGACUCACACAUAGCAGUAUUAGAGGCCUGGUACACCUCCUACGAAGACUACCACCAGAACACGACCACCCACGAGAGCCUUCACAUCAAAACUGAGAACGACUCCGAGCUAAACCGAGUCUUCGUAUAUUCUAGUCCAAAACACAACGGGGUCUACGAACCCUCAAAUCAUUCCAUAUUCGAAAAUACAACAAACGUUAAUAAUAGUUUUGAGUUUAAUGAGUUCGUCAAUGAUACGACCUUUUUUAAUGAUACUGUGGACUUGUCUGUGGAUUAUGUGAAUGUGACGGAUUGUGGGGUGCCGUCGUUCGCGAGGAGUUACGCGAGCUGGCGGGAGGGGGACAAGAGGAGACGGCAGCCGUCCAGGGAGGCCUCUGUUAACCUAAGAGCGCCUGUUAGUUAUCGGUGAGUACUUUACUUAUUGGUAAACGGAAUCGAGGACUGCACAAAUACUUUUUGCGUGCAAGGAUCGAAUGAUGACAGUGGCUUUUGGCCCUCGUCAGGUAACCACUGUGUAGCGAAUGGUGAGGUGAGGUAAUUUAAGAGCCGAGGUGUAUAAGUUCUUGGUUCCGAACGGAUUUGGUCAUCAAAACUAUAUUUAAUACGGAAAACAACGUAUUUCCCCGCUUUUUUCUUUGUUCUUUUUUACUGGUAUUUUGGGAUGUAAGCGUCACUUUCACUGACGACCGAUAUCUUUUUCAGUGUUUUGGAUGAGAUGACACGAAACGAUAUUAACGUUUCAUAACAUAAUAGUUUUUCUUACAAGAUCGCAUUGGCUUGUUGUUUGUAAAACAAAUAUUUACUGUUUAUCAAAAAUAAUGUUCUCAAAUACAUGUUAUAUGCAUCCGGUGCAUCUGACACGAAAUUGCCGUCCGUCCAAUUUUGCGAGACUGAGUCAGCUGGCAUAAUAAAUUGGUAUUUAAAAAUAAAAUACAACAAAUUAGUCAGCUGUCCAAAGCCAAUAUCAACAACUGUACGUACACGCAUUACACAUAAAGAGAAAAAACAAAAAAGCAAUGUCAUUCUUAUAUUUGGAAUCAGAUGAUUAAAAGAUUCACUCCAUUUUUAAAUUUAGAAAUGUCAACGAAAGCGUUCAUAAAUUGUCCAAUUUCGUAUUUCAAAAUAAGAAUGUGAGUCGUGAAUUGGCCGUUAGCGCGGGCCGCCAUUAAAUUAUCCAAUUACCUUCUUGUAAGGUAACGCAUUUAUUCUUGUAAACGUUAUUUUGACGCAUGUUUCAACACACCGAGCUUAAGAUAAUCUUUAGAUUAAUUUAAGAUUCACGUUACCUUGUAUGAAUUUAUAAUGAAAUAGGUAAGUGGUAUUAAGAAAUAUUCGCCAGGGAAUAACAAAGGCGGGAGCUGUUUAUCUCGUUUUAAAGAACGCUUUGAAUCUUUUUUUAUACGCCUUGCAUAAGUGAAAAUCGCAAUAAAUCUUAAGGCAUUUUAGUUAAAAUAUUUUAAAAGAUUCCCCGUGUAAGAUUUUCGUUGUUAGCCAGAUUGUAGAUUUAUUCGAUCGAUCGUAAUUCGUAUAUUUUGACUAUAUUUUUGAACACGUAUAGGCAAUCAAAUUGGCCUUUACUUGUUUUUUAAGUAAGACUGUCAACAUUACUUAAACGAGAUGGGAAUACACAGCACAUAGCGUUAUCUUGCUUUUACAAAGGCAACAAUCACACUUAUAGUUUUCACAGAUCCAACCACCAUCUCUUAAAGCUAUAUGAUUGUACUUGUAGAAAAGAGAUGCCGUUCCACACCGCUCUACACCUGUCACUCUUCCACGACCGCAAUGAGAAUUCUUCGAGAUUAGAUAGUAGGCCCCCAGAUCAUAACAUAGUACAAAUCUAUAAUCUGACGUGUGGUCCGUCGAGUUUAUUAUUCAUUGCGUUCGUCAUUUGUUUUUAGUGUUCGGCACACGUAACGAUGUCAAUGAUGCAUUCCCGUGGGAAUGAGUUUUACGUAGUGUUACAUAUAAGUAGGCUUGGAGAAUAUCAAUGGGUGUCGCAACUGUUGGGAUUAAGGUGUCGAUCCGAGAUUAUUACUGACUGAUCGGUGUGCUUUGAAAUUGAUAGCGGAGGUUUUUAUAAGUUGGAUUGAUAUUUUUAUAUGUAGAUCGUGCUGCGUAUCGAUAACGAUAGAUUAUUUUAUUCUUUCUUUAAUAAAAAAAUGAAUGAACCGAUUCGGCUUAUUUUAGUCUUUAAAUAUUCGUAGAAGUUCAGGGAAGGUUUAAACUUAAACAGUAGUAAAAUAUAGAAGAGUUGCAAAAAAAGUGUACAUUUAUCUGCAUUGUGAUCAUCGACUUUGUUUCAAUUUAUUCUUUUGGGUUAUCCGAGUAGGUACUCUAAAUACCGAAUCCAAAACCACACAUACUCGUAGGUAAUAGUCAGGAAUCUUGUUCCUCGAAUUGUGUUUCAAAUAAUUCUCAUUCAUCCCAUAUUACGCAUUAUUCUUUGUUUCUAAUAAAAUCUGUAACACCAAUAAUCUCAUGCACAUUUUAUGUCCAAUUUGUUUUUGGACCUGUAUAGAUUUAUUUCAGUAUAAGAAGUAUCAUUUUCCUCACAAUGUCAACCACUUGUCUUACUUAUACCUAACAUGUGUAGCAAGACGAUCGUUAUUUAGCUAGACUAGACCAAAAUGCGACAUUAAGUCCUCUAAAUUUAUGUCUGGAGUUUGUAACUUCAAAAUCUUGGAAACUUUCAAUUUGACCGCAUGGUGUGAGUUUAGAAAAGUUGAAAUCAUACGAAAAGUGUGUGCAAAUGGAUUUUAAAACAUAUGAUGGAUGGAUACAUGAGGACAGAAUUAUGAGUUUCCUAUAUAAAUGUAUGUUCUUCUUGUUCCUAAGCUUAAUUUAGGAAAUCCUCAGAUAGCGUAUUUAGCAAUUAGCUUAUUUAAAAUGUAAUAGUAAGUGUGUAAACUUAAUUGAUUACAUACUUUUAAAGAACAAUUAGUAUGUUAUCAAUUAAUUGAGAACUAGAUGUCUCCUUCCAUUGUUUCUUUUAAGUUAAUCGUUGAUAAGGAGAAUAGGUAUCGCCUGAUAAAGAAUACAAUUUGGAGAGCAGUAAUUUGAGGAGACAUAAUAGAUUAAAUUUUAUAUAUAGUUUAACACCAAAAGGCUUAAGCGACAUGCUAUUGAGGACCUGGAUCAAUGGACUCUUGUUCCUAGUGCACAACAUGGGACUAGCACUCAAGUGGGAGAGCAGUUCCUCAACGCCAUAAUGCCCAGCAAAAAAGCUGCUUAUAGUGGAUCCACUGAUUUUAGCUGAAAGAGAACAUAAGGAAGAAAGGUAAUGUGCGUAUUAUAAGUACCAGGGACACAGAGGCUUCCGUACAAAGGGAUACUGUAUACUAUGUUAUGUAUUUUUUUUUCUUCAAUAAGACGAGGUGCAAGCGGGCCCAUAUAUCGACGAAAACUGUCACGUCGUAACGUUCCUCUUAAAUUUCACCUGUAUAGUUAUCACGGUUCGUGAGAUACAACCUGGUGACAGACGGAUUAACUGCAAUUUCUCUAUUAAAGAGUUAUUUUUUUACCCUUUGGGUAUGGAGCCCUAAACAUAUAUUAAAACUUAACUAGUGAAGACGAACCCUUGGCAUAUACUACUGCACAGAAACACAAAAUAUAAACGUGUGUUGCAAUAAAUAGAUCUUUAUUUUUAAUUCGCGUAAACUAGUUCCUUGGUUCGGGUUUACAUCAAUCGCAGUUUCUGUUUAUAGAUCUUGCUUAUUUUUAUACGUAGGUAUUUAUAACUGUACCUACUAUUUUAGUAUAAGAUUAUUUUUAAAUCCUUGGUUUUUUAAGCCAAGAAUUACUUAUUUGAUAAGUGUUUCACGUGUCUGGCUGACUGCGACAUUAUUUUGUUGUCUUUCAGAAAAAAAAACAUUAUUUUUCUCCUCCAUUUUGAUCUCUACUACCUGUCUUCUCUAUUUCUUUGCCUCAACAUUCACUUAUAUACGCCAAUUUUCUUUUUAUUAAUUAAAUUAUUAAUUUAAAUUACUUUAAAACAUUUUAAUCAAUUAACCAUUGCUGUAGGUCUCAAUAAACCAAUUCGAUUUCAUUAAUAGUCUUACUAGUAAAAAGCAUUUCAUUACAAUCAAUCGUAUAACUUAAACAAAUUGAAUGAGCGAGUCAAUUACAAAUGCAGUUUAAAACUCCAAUCAUAAAUAAACCUUAACAACAAAUAUUAAAGUUUAAAAUGAUUCGUUAGAAUUGGGGUACGCGUAACGGUAGAUAAAGAUAGCUAUUUGUCAAUUGAUGCGUCUUUAAAUGGUGAUUUGAGUCAAGGGUUAUCACUUAUUUAGGGCACGAUGAGCGAUAGCGGAAGGUAAUUGAUCUUUGCAAAGUGAGCACGUGCCAACCCUUACGUAUCUAAAUUAAUAACGUAAGUUUAAUUUUUAGUAGGGUUGUUACUGUUUAUUUAGUAUAUCUGUGCUGUAAUAAUUGAAGGUUACCUUCAAAAAGAGAUGCAACGACGACGACUUUAACAAACGAUGUUUUUCAUUACACUUUUUAUGGACAAUUUGCUGACACAUUUAUUAUUUAGUAAGAACUCGGGUGUUUUAAUAAUAAUUCGGAGAACUUUAAUAAGUUUAUUAAGUAGGAAUUAGUUUGUUACAAAUAUUUGCCUCAAAGGCUUUGCCAUCAAGGAAAAAAAUAACGCGAAGUCAUAAUACUCUACAGAGGACCAAAUCUAGCCUUAUUCCUGUAUUAUCGUUCCAAAAUCAUUACUUUUAUGAAAUUCCUUUUUUAACGGCUUGUAAAUGUCACAAUUCACGUUCGGAAUUUUACUAGCGCAUAGGGUUCUAAAAUUAAAAUCGAGAAAAUUUCUUGUUUCGUCGUUUUAAAAUCUCAGUGAGUGACGGACAGACUUUUAAGGAACUAUAAAAUUGUUAUAAAAGUGGAAUAUGUGGUCUCGUAAAUGUUUUCUGUGCAAUAAAUAAGGUGUUUUAAGAGCUGAAAACUUCAUGCUAUGUUACUUUUGAGGUUAUAUAAUCCUUGCCUUGGUUUUUGUUGUUGUUGCGUUUGCAUACGAUCUUUUUUAAAAGUGCCGUUGCAGCGGGGUAAGUGAAAAAGUUUAUGGGGAUACUUCGUGAACAUACAUAUUUUUCUUUAGUGUGUAUGUUUAUACAAAAUUCGUGAUAAGUGUGUAUAAGGUUUUGUUUUAAUAAGUAAAAGGAGAGUCUAAUCUUAAUACAAACCUGACUUAAUUGAGAUUGAAAAAAAACUAUGCAUAGGUGUGUCACAUUCUUAAAAAAAGUGCAAACUAUCUCUUUAAAGUAUCAUAAUUACGACUACAGCUGAUACCAGCAUGUAGUUAAAUAAGUAUUUUAAAGCGCAUUACAAUUAGAUUAAUGAAAUGUCACCAUAUCGUCACCAUGGAGUAUUCGUACAAUUUGACAGCGGCAUUCAGACAGACAGCCAGACACGGAACUGAAACGCACUGGUUUUAUUACUUCUAAUAAAACUAGGGAAUUAUUGCGUAUGCUCUGGAUUAUUUGACAAUCGUUCCUGAAAUAAAGUAGAUGUUUAGAUGUGAAGAUUAAUAAAAAUGUGAAGAUAGGCAAAUUUGUUAGAAAUUAAUAGGUAAAAUAGACGUUAUUAUAUUCUACCAUUUCUGAUAUUCAAAUAAUAAACUUAACCAAAUAUUUUAGUUAUACUACUUAAAUCUACUAUGCUAAAUACUUACAAUGUAAUAUUAAAAAUGUGAUUGUACUUAGUUCUUUUUGUUGCGCUUUCACGAGAAUAACACCAAACCGAUGACAUAUAGCUCUCGAAACGAUUGGGCUGUAUCGGUUUAGUUUGUUUUUUUUAUUAAAAUCGAAUUGUGUGAGAGUAGUCUUAGACUUACGGAGGGAGUUUUACUAUUGGUGCUUUCUUAAAUUUUUCAUUUUAUCUUAUAUAUAAUAAUAGUGAUCAUAUUAAUAUUGUUGUUGUGGAUGAUAUAUUUUCUGCUGUAUUGAGAGUUUGAACACACCUCCAAACGAUCCCAACAAACACGUAACGAUGCAUAUGACGAUAAUAGCCCUUCAGAAUAAGCUUCUAAACCUCUUUUAUUUAGUUAACCUAUUUACUCACAAUUGAGUGUGAAAAUAAUUAUCUAAGUAUACGUUUCUAAUUAGGCCGCAGAUGUAGUAACGAAAGGGUAAUAGCUACACAUGUUACAUAUCAGAUCUUUUACCGGUACACUCUAGAAGAAAAACGUUAGCGAAAUUAAUAGACACGGCCUGACAAUAAGUCAUCGAUUUUAAAAGCAGCAAAUUGAGUUCUUGUAGUAACUAUCGCCCUUGUCAGCCUUGUUAGCUAACGACAAAGAACUCCGGUUGGGUCCGAAACUAGUCAGGCAAUCCCGAUAAAUAUGCCUGUUGCAUCAUUAAGUAGCAAAUAGUAUGUUUUAAAUCAAGGGGAAUGAUAUUUAAAUGACAUAAUUUUGUUUUUCUUUUCUGAGUUAUCAUGUAAAGGACUCCUUGGCGAUACCGCUCAGAGAGGUGUAAAUAAUGUGCGAGCUGAAAUUGUGCCUCAUAUACCUAAUGAUUUUUACUAAUAUUCAGCUUUGUUCAUUCUGUGAAAAAACCUUUAGAAUUGAAUUUGACGAACUUGAAAUCAACUGCUUUGAAAUUGUUUUGCAUA
Messenger RNA from Trichoplusia ni (cabbage looper), 7798 nucleotides. RefSeq lists its product as uncharacterized. The coding region runs from base 1041 to 1592 and encodes 183 amino acids. Lineage: Eukaryota; Metazoa; Arthropoda; Insecta; Lepidoptera; Noctuidae. The transcript has 2 exons. The record is from RefSeq and is a predicted model, not a curated record.